Messenger RNA from Lucilia sericata (common green bottle fly), 1579 nucleotides. It is a transcript of the gene Rab1, whose product is annotated as ras-related protein Rab-1A. The record is from RefSeq and is a predicted model, not a curated record. Gene Ontology annotation, molecular function: GTPase activity; GTP binding. The transcript has 5 exons. NCBI's taxonomy places the organism in Eukaryota, Metazoa, Arthropoda, Insecta, Diptera, Calliphoridae. Bases 445 to 1062 code for a protein of 205 amino acids.
UAUUGACGGUGAUGUGUAAGUCGUCGCCAUCUUUUGUUGGAAAAAAUUUGCUUUCGACAAAAAGUUAAAACUUUUUUUGAUAAUUACGUUUUAAAUAAACUAGUAAAAAACAAUAAAAAUAAUAUUUUAAUAUUCAAAACGAUUGUUUAACGUAAAAGCCUUUACAAAUUCCUAUAAAUUUCCAAACGCAAUAUUAAAUCAAAUAUAUUAUUGUCCACGUCAAACGGGUGACAAAAAAAAAACGAAGAAAGAAAGGGAAAAAAUAGUGAUUUGCAAGACUUGCAAAGAGAAGAAAGAAAAAAACGUAGAAAAAUAUUUUGUGCGAGAACUUUCAGAUAAAAAAAGUUAAUAAAUUAUUUAGCAAAAAGUUAAUAUUUAAUAAAAAUAACAAUUAAUUAAGCCAACUCUAAGGAAAGGAAAAAAACCAACAAACACAACAACAAAAUGUCAGCUAUAAAUCCAGAAUAUGAUUAUCUUUUCAAAUUACUUUUGAUUGGCGAUUCUGGUGUAGGAAAAUCCUGUCUUUUAUUGAGAUUUGCUGACGACACAUAUACAGAAAGUUAUAUCAGCACAAUUGGUGUGGAUUUUAAAAUUAGAACCAUAGAAUUGGAUGGCAAAACCAUAAAAUUGCAAAUUUGGGAUACUGCUGGUCAAGAGCGUUUCCGUACCAUUACAUCUUCUUAUUAUAGAGGUGCUCAUGGUAUUAUUGUUGUUUACGAUUGUACGGAUCAGGAAUCCUUUAACAAUGUUAAGCAAUGGUUGGAAGAAAUUGAACGAUAUGCCUGUGAAAAUGUCAAUAAGUUGUUGGUGGGCAACAAAAGUGAUUUAACCACCAAGAAAGUGGUUGAUCAUACUACAGCUGCGGAAUAUGCAAAUCAAUUGGGCAUUCCAUUCCUUGAAACUUCAGCCAAAAGCGCCACCAAUGUGGAGCAGGCCUUCAUGACAAUGGCGGCUGAAAUUAAGAAUCGUGUUGGGCCACCAUCGAGCGCUACUGAAAAUGCCAGCAAAGUUAAAAUCGAUCCAGGGCGUCCAGUCGAAAACACCAAAUCUGGUUGCUGCUGAAUAAUUACUCCCCAACUUAUUGUGAAUCAUUAUUUUAUUAUAAUAUAAACAAAAACAAAAAAACAGAAACAACCCAUAAAAAACAACAACAGUACAUUUAAUUAAUAAAUCUAAACUUAAAACAAACAACAACAAAAGAAAAACGUAACGAAUGAUGAUACAAAAAAAUAAUAACAUGAUAUAUAAACGUAAAAAAUCAACUUAAGUAAAUUUUUAACAAAAAAAUUAAAGUUUUUUUUUGAAUGUUGGACUCUUCACAUAGACGUUGAAGAAGAAGACAUUCAGAUAUAGAACUUAUGAUGAUAAAGAUGCGAUAAUGACGAUUGGUUAAUACAUUUGAUUUCAUUGAUAUAAUGUUUAAACAAUCGCUCCUAUUUGUGGACACAACAUAUAUAAGUAUAUAUUUAAACAAAAAAGAAAUAACAUCAACAAAUCGUAAUAAAAGAAGAAUAUUUUUUUUUAUUUUUAAAGUGUGUAGUAGCUAAAUAAAAAUGAUUAACAAACAAAAACAAAAAAA